This is a messenger RNA of Dicentrarchus labrax (European seabass), 2460 nucleotides long. Its product is annotated as septin-7. Gene Ontology annotation, biological process: cytoskeleton-dependent cytokinesis; cilium assembly. The coding region runs from base 16 to 1383 and encodes 455 amino acids. NCBI's taxonomy places the organism in Eukaryota, Metazoa, Chordata, Actinopteri, Moronidae. Gene Ontology annotation, molecular function: GTP binding; GTPase activity; molecular adaptor activity. The record is from RefSeq and is a predicted model, not a curated record. The transcript is spliced from 13 exons. Gene Ontology annotation, cellular component: cell division site; septin ring; septin complex.
GAUCUGAUCUUGCAAAUGUUACAAUCUUCUGCCACAAUCUGUUCUCAUUCUCCAGUACAGUCUUAUGGCCACUGGUGGAAAGUAUCAGCUCUGUUUAUUUUUGGUCCACAGCUACAGAAGAACUUGGAGGGCUACGUGGGAUUUGCAAAUCUUCCAAACCAAGUCUACAGAAAAUCUGUGAAGAGAGGUUUUGAGUUCACACUCAUGGUUGUGGGAGAAUCUGGGCUGGGGAAGUCGACGCUGAUCAACUCACUCUUUCUGACAGACCUGUACUCCCCUGAAUACCCGGGUCCUUCGCAUAGAAUUAAAAAAACUGUACAGGUGGAACAAUCGAAGGUUCUGGUAAAGGAAGGGGGUGUACAGCUUCUCCUCACCAUCGUUGACACUCCCGGCUUCGGUGAUGCAGUUGACAACAGUAACUGCUGGCAGCCGGUCAUCGAUUACAUCGACAGUAAGUUUGAGGAUUACCUCAACGCAGAGUCCCGGGUCAACAGACGGCAGAUGCCGGACAGCAGAGUGCAGUGCUGCCUGUAUUUUAUCGCGCCAUCUGGGCAUGGACUGAAGCCCCUCGACAUCGAAUUCAUGAAGCGGUUACACGAGAAAGUGAACAUCAUCCCACUUAUCGCCAAAGCCGACACAAUGACUCCUGAGGAGUGUCAACAAUUCAAGAGACAGAUCAUGAAAGAAAUCCAGGAGCACAAAAUAAAAAUCUACGAGUUCCCGGAGACAGACGACGAGGAGGAGAUGAAGAUGAUCAGGAAAAUCAAGGAUCGUUUACCCUUGGCCGUUGUCGGUAGCAACACCAUUAUCGAGGUCAACGGAAAGCGAGUGCGCGGGAGGCAGUACCCCUGGGGUGUGGCUGAAGUGGAGAACGGAGAACACUGUGAUUUUACAAUCCUUCGGAACAUGCUCAUCAGGACCCAUAUGCAGGACCUCAAAGAUGUUACAAACAAUGUGCACUAUGAGAAUUACCGCAGCAGGAAACUUGCUGCAGUGACCUAUAAUGGUGUGGACAACAACAAGAACAAGGGACAGCUAACCAAACCUGAGACGACUGACGGCAUGAGUCCUCUGGCACAGAUGGAGGAGGAGCGACGGGAGCACGUGUCCAAGAUGAAGAAGAUGGAGCAAGAAAUGGAACAAGUGUUUGAGAUGAAGGUCAAGGAGAAGCUCCAGAAGCUCAGAGACUCCGAGGCUGAGCUCCAGAGGCGUCACGAACAAAUGAAAAAGAACCUGGAGGCCCAGCACAGAGAACUGGAAGAGAAACGCCGCCAACACGAGGAGGAGAAGGCCAACUGGGAGGCCCAGCAGAGGAUUCUGGAACAGCAGAAACUAGACGCCUCCAGGACCUUGGAAAAGAACAAAAAGAAGAAGAUAUUUUAAUAAAUCUGGGGACCUUCCUGAUGUUACAGUGUAUUAUUUUUUUGCCAACCCGCCAGCCUUGAUUGUCAGAACACCUGUCAAUCAACUACAUCAUCCGCUGUUUGACCAUAUUACUGUGUAAUAAUCAAGUGAAAGCCAGAGGGCAGUACUGUCUGGACUCUGAAUUUAACCAAUCACUCUCUCCUGCUCAUCCUCAUAUUCCUCCUUAAAGAGCUGUUAUUAACUUUGUAUUGAUUCAGUGUACAGUCCUGUUCCAGCCCACUGCUCACAAAAACAAGUGUAUUCGCAUGGAAAACAUAAGUGGUGUUCUUCAAUCAUGACAAACUGGAGGGCAAGAGUUACUUGUACUUUGGGAAUGUUGGAUGCUGCACCGCUCUGUGCUGUAUCCUUUUUAAUGCCAAAAAACCAAACAAAGUGGUCGGCCUUUUACUUCCUGCACAUUGGCGUCAGGCUGAGGCUCACCUCAGGCACUGUUUUUUUUUUUUUAAAUAUAUAUGUAUCUUUCGGUUCACUUAUUUUAGGUAUCACAUUUAAUUUCCUCCCAAGAUGUUAUGCUCUUCCAUCUCCUGUAAUGUAAAUUGUAUAACCACAAACUGCAGUGUUUUACUUCAAUCAUUUGUAACAUUCUUAUAUUUUUUUCCUUGUUUUUUUCCUUUUGUAUUGGCCCUGGCGUAGAAAUGGUGUUCAUUUUGUUUUCAAUAUCAUAGCCGGUGUUUUCCAGCCCUGCUCUUGGAAGCCAAACAUAUAUUCCUGACUUCACUCAUGCUGAGUGUAACAACGUAAAGAAACUGCUCUUGAAGUGCUUUUACAUGAACACAUUUGAACUUCUUGUGCAGAUUUGUUUUCCAACAGAAUCAAGUCUUUCCAGGGGCAGGGUGUGGGAAGCUUCUGUUGGAUGUUGGUGGAUGAGAAAGAUGGAGCUGAGAUGCUUCAGUCAAACAGCGGUCAACUCAAUAACUGCACCAAGCUGGCUUUCUUUACAUCACAUUUAGCACUGUUGGUGUACUGCAUCUGUAUUUUGUAAUGUCUCGUUUUUAUUGUACAAAGUCACAUAAUAAAAUUGUGAUGGGGAAAAAA